Miniopterus natalensis is the source of this 408-nucleotide messenger RNA. RefSeq names its product keratin-associated protein 1-4-like. The record is from RefSeq and is a predicted model, not a curated record. Gene Ontology annotation, cellular component: keratin filament. NCBI's taxonomy places the organism in Eukaryota, Metazoa, Chordata, Mammalia, Chiroptera, Miniopteridae.
AUGGCCUGCUGUCAAACUAGCUUCUGUGGAUUUCCCAGCUGCUCCACUGCUGGGAACUGUGGCUCCAGCUGCUGCCAGCCCAGCUGCUGCCAGCCCAGCUGCUGCCAGCCAACCUGCUGCCCGACCAGCUGCUGUGGGACCGGCUGCGGGGCAGGCUGUGGGACCUGCUGUGGCACUGGCUGUGGCCAGGGUGGCUGCUGUGGAGGCGUGAGCUGCCGCACCAGGUGGUGCCGCCCUGACUGCCGCGUGGAGGACACCUGUGUGCCCCCCUGCUGUGUGGUGAGCUGCACCCCCCCAACCUGCUGCCAGCUGCACCAUGCCCAGGCCUCCUGCUGCCGCCCAUCCUACUGUGGACAGUCCUGCUGCCGCCCAGCCUGCUGCUGCUACUGCUGUGAGCCCACCUGCUAA